Messenger RNA from Caenorhabditis briggsae, 2394 nucleotides. The transcript is spliced from 9 exons. Gene Ontology annotation, cellular component: nucleus. Bases 1 to 2394 code for a protein of 797 amino acids. The record is from RefSeq and is a predicted model, not a curated record. NCBI's taxonomy places the organism in Eukaryota, Metazoa, Nematoda, Chromadorea, Rhabditida, Rhabditidae.
AUGACGACACCAGAUUUCGGCGAAGCAACGUACGUAAGCGGUCGUCAUGGGAAAAAUCCUGUAUUAGUGUACACUAGUCGGACUGAUCGGAAUAAAGUUUAUGAAUUUAUGAUUGCAUGCAGAUACAAGAUUCCUGGUUUAGUAUCGUGGAAGUGUGUUUCAUGUACGAAGGUGAAGAAUGGUUACCGAAAUUUGGGCGAGAAGUUGACACGCAAAGUCCCGUUAAUUCUAGUGGACAACGACAUUAUCAAGGAGAAUCCUGAGAAACCACUGAACGCUGAGCACUUUUGCAAUGGUAAAGACGCAGUGGACGCCGUGCUCGACAGAGCAAGAAUCGAGUUUGUUCAUCGCCACGGAGAUGAGGAGCCGAACAGCUUGAAAAUCCGCCAAACAAUUCAACUAUUCGCGCGAGAGGCUGCCGCCACAGCUCCAGUUCCAUUGAAUUUAAAAGAGAAAAGGCAUGUACAAAGACAACUCGAUGCAAAAUGCCUUCCACUUUUGCACGGAGUUCAAAAAAGACGGAGGAGACUGAAAGACAAAGAAGCUAGUUUGCAAGAGAGUAAUUUCCAACAUGUCGAGGAAGAAGAAACUCAUCAUGUUCAUGAGCAACAAUCAACUUCUUCUGAUCCUCAUUUACAGCACUCGGAACCGAUUCAAUCCCCACAAGAAGUAAGAGAAGAAAUUGAAGAUUCAGCAGAUCUUCCUAGGAAAAAAGCCCGUAGAUUAAUCAAGCAUCCACAGUACCAAACAUCUUCACAUGCAGUAAUGGUCAGGCCUCUUCCUCCCAUCAACCCUCUAUCCCUUCCCGUCACGAUCUUUCCUAUCAGUAUCAACAACAUCACCAGAACCAAGUGGACUACUACGACAAUUCAGAAGAUGUUCACCAGCCGGUCGACGAUAACGAUGACCUCAUCUCAGGGGACCAACAACAAGUGGCGUAUAUUUUGUUUGGUUUCUCUGCGCCCUCCCAAUUUCACCCAUCCGCAUUCUCUUUCACCAUUCAUCAGCUGGCCGGUCCUUUUGCCUUUUCUUUCCACCUCCCCCCACACAUGUCUAUCCAAUUUUCAAUGCUAUUUUGACAAUUUCACCCAUCUUCUCAACCUUCACUUUCUCUGCCAUAAAGAAAAAUCGUUUCUCCCUCAGUGUUCUUUGUGUCCGUUGUGUGUUCUCUCAAUUGGUUUCAUCAAGCAGCCAUCGUAUCUGUCAAGUUCGAUCCAAGAACCACGCCCGUUUCCAGACAAACCGUAUUAUUGGAUGGACGACUAUGAAACGUUGAAGUACAUUAACAAAAUGUUCCCUGAUGAUGCUUAUUAUAUUAUGCACAAUGGAAAAAUCGUUGAAGACUUCAAAGAAUUCGUCAAUGCGUAUCGUGGAGAUAGUCUUGUCAAGUACUCUUUCCAUCUGAGACUUCGUGGAGGAAAAGGAGGAUUCGGAUCGUUGCUCCGUUCGUUCAGAGUGAAUAAAAGUACCAACAAGUUAAUGAUGAGAGAUUUGAAUGGGCGUAGAAUGGCAUCAGUUGAUGAGGAAGCAAAAUUGAAACGGUAUUUGGAAAAGCAAGCAAGAAAAGAACAGGAAUUGAAGGAGAAACGAAAAAUCAAGCUUGCAAAACUGACAGCUGGCCCGGCAAAACAUCAGUUUGAAGACCAGGAUUAUUUGUCUCGCCGCGAAGAGAUCCUUGAGAAAACCGGAGAUGCUGUUGAAGCUGGAUACGCAUUGAUGCUGGAAAGACAAAGACAAUCAAGAGCAUCUAAAGAGCAGGAGAAGGAUGAUUUGGAUGAUGAUGGAGAGGAUGCAGAAGACGUUACAGAUCUAUUCAAUGAGAGAGGGGGACUCAAGAGAAAAAUCGCUGCGCCAACGGUUGGAGAUGAGGACAAGAAGAGAGUUGAAGACGAAAGCGAUGGAGACGACAGCGAAGAUGAUUCGGAGAAUGAACCAGAUCCAGAGGAGUUGGAAGCAAUUCGGAGAUAUUUCGAGGAGAAGCAACAAACUGAAAAAGAGGACAAUGGAGAAGGGUCAUCCACGGAUGCAGCACAAGAGGAACCGGAACCAGCAAAACGUCCCAGACUUGAUAGUGCAUCAAACAUUGACGAUCUUCCGAAGAUUGAUGUGAAAACUCCAUGCGAAUAUGGUCCAAUUGAACUAGCUGAUUACACCAGUGCCGAAGAUCUAGAGCUUCUUGGCCUCGAACAUCUCAAAAGUGCUCUGAACGAUCGCGGACUCAAAUGUGGAGGAUCUCUUUCCGAACGGGCUGCUCGCCUGUGGUCUGUGAAAGGAAAGGCUCUUCGUGAAUGGCCAAAGAGUAUUUUGACUCUGGAAUUAAAGAAAAAGGUGGCAGAAGAAGAGGAAGCCGAACGCAAAGCUGCCAAGAAAGCCAAGAAGGCGAAGAAAAAUUGA